Molecule: messenger RNA, 657 nt
Organism: Zymoseptoria tritici IPO323
Lineage: Eukaryota; Fungi; Ascomycota; Dothideomycetes; Mycosphaerellales; Mycosphaerellaceae
Exons: 2
Coding region: 1-657 (218 amino acids)
Biological process (GO): glutathione metabolic process
Cellular component (GO): peroxisome; mitochondrion
Molecular function (GO): glutathione transferase activity; glutathione peroxidase activity
Source: RefSeq, a predicted model, not a curated record
AUGGCGAAGAAAGUAACACUCUACGUGGACAUUGUCAGUCCAUUUGCGUACAUCGCAUACCACAUAACCAGGACCUCACCAGUCUUCAAAGACAUCGAACUAACCUACAUCCCCAUCUUUCUCGCCGGCAUCAUGCAACAAGCCGGCAACACCCCACCCUUCAAAAUCAAGAACAAAGACACCUGGAUCAACGUCGAGCGCCAACGCUGGACGAAACUGUUCAACGUCCCCUCCAUCGGGAUGCCCAGUCCCUUCCCUCAAUCCACCGUCACCGCCCAGCGCGCUCUGUGCUACAUCGAGUCCGUCCAUCCAGACAAGCUGGUCGCUUCCAUUGACGCUCUGUACGCUGCGUUCUGGGCUCAGGGCAAGCCGAUUGGUAAGAACGAGACGGUGAUUGAAGCAUUAAGUGGUGUAUUCGGGGAGCAAGAGGCGAAGAAGAUUGUAGAGGUGGAGAUCAAGAAGGAUGAGACCAAGAAGAAGAUGAAUGCGAAUACACAGCUGGCUUGGGAGGCGGGAGCAUUUGGGCUGCCGUGGUUUGUGGCGACGAACGAGAAGGGCGAGAAGGAGGGUUUCUGGGGGGUGGAUCAUUUGGGACAGAUGCUGAACUUUUUGGAGGUGAAGCGCGUGCAAGAAGGUGGGUGGAAGGGCAUGUUGUGA